GAGAGAGAGAGAGAGAGAGAGAGAGAGAGAGAGAGAGAGAGAGAGAGAGAGAGAGAGAGAGAGAGAGAGAAACAGAAAGUAUACUACGAAGAAACGAAUACCUUUUCGCUCCGAUUUAUGGAUCCUGGACAUUCGAAUCUGUAUCGAUGAAGGGUGGAGUCUUAAUAUUUGGAAAAAAAACAUCACGUGAACACACCCCCACCUUUGAACACAUCAGAAGUUUGGUGAAUACUCUUGAUGUGUCCCUCUUUUUGGGGAUUUAAAAAUCAUCUCCAGCCGGAUCUCAGUGAUGGUGACUUCAGCUCAAGAAAACUGCCAACUUGCCGUUCAACAUGAAUCUGAGAAGUAAACAUUUGGAGGCUGCAUCUUUGUUGAUAUUUUUGGUCAAAGUCUUCCGUGUGAAUAUGCUGAGUUGUCAUCCAACUGAGUAUCAGACAGGGAAAGAAUGCUGUCCUCUUUGUCCCCCAGGAAAUCGUGUUAAAACACACUGCACAGAGUUCAGGAGCACUUCCUGUUUGCCCUGUGUGAAUAACACCUUCAUGAAUCUUCCCACUGGACUUACCAAGUGUUUCCCCUGCACGACCUGUGGUCCAGCUUCUGGUCUGCAGACAAACACUUCAUGCACAGCAACAACGGAUUCAGUUUGUGAACCUCUGGAAGGAUUCUACUGUAUAGACCGCAUAGGGAACAACUGUGCAGCUGCACAGAAACACAAACAAUGUCAACCAGGGCAGUACAUCAAACUCAGAGGAACACCCCUCACAGACUCUCAGUGCUCUGAAUGCAGUGAUGGAACAUUUUCUGAUGGGACGCGUACGUCUUGUCAACCACACACACAAUGUGAAUCACAAAACUUUCAGCUGAUGCAACCAGGAACACCUUCAACUGACGCUGAAUGUGGAAAUUUAAAAAAGGCACCAACUGCAAUCAUCGUUGUAGUGGUUGUUUUGGGUCUUUUGGUGGUUGGUUCAUUAGUCACCUGGUUUUUGUGGAAAAGACAUCUUGCAGGAAAAAGAUCAGCAACCAUUUAACCAAGGGGAAAGACAACCAGAAGCGAAACUGGGAAGAUGAUGGAGUGAAAAGCAACAGUUGAGGACUGUCUAGACUAGAGCCACUUCUAGACAUGACCUCCAGAGGAUGUCUACAGAAUUGGGUCCAGACUCUCGCUGGUGUUUUUGAAUGUUUGAAAGAAGCAACACUUCCUCCUCUGGCUGUGUGUGGGAGAGCCCCGUGGCAAUCACCACUGCCACACUGGAGCCCAAGGUGGGGCUCGACGCAGCCAGAGACGCGGAACGGCAGGAAGGAGCGGCGACCAGACGGGAGCUGGAGGAGAGGGACCUGAUGCUGGCGGAGCGUCAGCUGGCUCUGUUGGGACCCACACCCAACACUGGAGGCGACGGCGAGCGGGGCUCCAAUUCCGCGUCCCAGCCCCGCUUCAGAGAAGUCAGCGGGGCUGGGAACAGAUGUCAACUUUUUUGUUCCAUCACUGUUUGUGUCACAAUUAAGUGUAAUUAGGUAUUUUGCACCUUCAAAGUACUACGUAUAUUGUGUUGAUAAAAUGGGAAAAAGUCUGUUUAAGUCUAUUUGAAUUCCAGUUUGUAACAGUACAAAAUGGGAAAAAGUUCAAGUGGGGUGAAUACUUAUGCAAAGCACUGUACAUUUGUUUUUCAGAAGCGAAACAUUUUCAAAACCACUGGUUUGGUUAUCAACAAUGUGUUUUAACAGCUUGUUAUAUUAUAUGUUUUUUUAAAUAUGUCGAAUAAAUGUAUUGGAGUAUAAAAUAUAAUAAUUAUAUAUCAGAGUAGAUGUAUGAAGUAAAAAAGUUGGAAUACAAAAGUGAAAGUGCUACGUGAUGUCAAAUGAAAAAUUAAUAUUUGUGACAUUGAGAAGUGUAAACUCUCAUAUCUGCAGAGGAGGAUCUAUCAUGCUUAUCUUGACGUGCAUAUGCUCUUCUCUUGAGGUCAAAGCAAAGCUAACUCUAGCCAGGUUUUGAUAAACCAUGUGUUUGCCAUGUGCAAGCAGCCCAGACUAAUUCAUUGUAGAAAAGAUGAUAAAAUGUCCCUAAAAGGCGCAAAAA
Molecule: messenger RNA, 2077 nt
Organism: Pleuronectes platessa (European plaice)
Lineage: Eukaryota; Metazoa; Chordata; Actinopteri; Pleuronectiformes; Pleuronectidae
Product: tumor necrosis factor receptor superfamily member 14
Exons: 10
Coding region: 333-1031 (232 amino acids)
Biological process (GO): apoptotic process; negative regulation of alpha-beta T cell proliferation; defense response to Gram-negative bacterium
Cellular component (GO): membrane; external side of plasma membrane
Molecular function (GO): protein binding; transmembrane signaling receptor activity
Source: RefSeq, a predicted model, not a curated record